Adineta steineri is the source of this 3873-nucleotide messenger RNA. NCBI's taxonomy places the organism in Eukaryota, Metazoa, Rotifera, Eurotatoria, Adinetida, Adinetidae. The record is from the annotation of a GenBank genome assembly.
AUGGCAACAGAUGGCGGAGAUUCAUAUUUUACUCAACGUGUUCUACGCUUCACUGACAUUGCACAAGAACCUAUGGAUUUUCUUAUGCCCAUCAGCGGUUACGAGGAAAUGCCUAUUGUUUCACUUGAAGAAGCAGUUGAACCGCUCGUAUCUAUAUUACCAAAAGUGAAAAGUCACGCAUAUGUGGCCAAAAAACGAUGUAAGAAGCCGGCUGAUAAUUUGACACAGGAUGAAUCAGCUUCGAUCAUGCUCUACUCAAUGGAAUGGGCGCCAUUGAACGAAUGCCUUUAUUGCGCUUUGAAUACUACUCUACGGUCAGAAAAUCGAACAAAUCUUAAACCAUGGUUUCUCUUUCUUCGCCUUUUUCUUGCAGCAUUAUCUCGACUUCCACAGAUUCCCCAUCUAACAGUGUUUCGAGGCGUCAAAUUAGAUUUAAGCAAACAAUAUAAAGAAGACGAAACAUUCAUAUGGUGGGGCUUUUCUUCAUGUACAACUUCCAUCAAAGUUCUCCAAUCAGAACAAUUUUUAGGCAUGAAAGGUACAAGAACAAUGUUUACUAUUCAUUGCAAUUCAGCUAGAGAUAUUCGAAAACACUCGUAUUAUCCAUCUGAAGACGAAGUACUAUUGCUUGCUGCUACUGAAUUUCAAGUGAAAGGCAUUCUCAAUCAAGGUCACGGUCUUCAAACUAUUCAGUUGCAAGAAGUUCAGUCCGAUGAACCGAUGCUCAUCCCAGUAUCAUGUACAAAUGACUCUGUUGAUUUAUCUGCCGCAAAACUGGGAGAUUUGAAAGUGAAAGAUGAUGUCACUGAAUCAAAGAUUAUAUCAAAGCAAGUAGCCACAACAACACCACCGUCGACUCCAAAACCGAAAGCCGGUGCAUCAGAUUUAGAUCAUCCAGAAUUUUGUGUACAAGGCGGUGAUUGUACAAAUAUUAGUCAAAAACACUUAGUAGCUUAUCGCCACCUGCCUAAUUGUUCGGAUGGUUCUAAAUGUCCAAAAUAUCGGAGACGAGAUCAGGAACAUUUAAAAUCGUUUCGUCAUUGCAAAUCUGUAUGUCUCUAUGACAAUUGUUGUGCUAAUAUUCAUGAUAAAGCACAUCUUGAUAAUAUAAUACAUUCAUUUCGUCCACCAUGCCCAUUAACACCGUACAACUGUUCAAAGUAUAUUGAAUUUGUUCAAUCGAAAAAUUCAACAGUAUCGUCUGAAAUAGAAGAUCAUUGUCUUGAAUAUUCACAUAUUUGUCCAUACGGUCGUGAUUGCAAAAUUAAAGAAGAAAAUCAUUUGGGAAUAUCAAUUCAUAUUGCUCGUCGACUGUGUCCUGACGGUAAUAAAUGUUCAAAACUUACUCAAGAGGAUCAUUUGGAAUCCUAUACUCAUCAUGAUAUACGAGAUAUUCGUAUCUUAUGUCAAAUACCAGGUUUCAAAUGUUUGGAUAGAUUUAAUGAGGAUCAUUUCAAAAAAUAUCGACAUAACAAAAACCAUGAUCAUUUUAGUGUAGCCCCAUCUAGUAAUCUUAAUGCAUCUAUCAAUUUCGCUCGUAAUCAAAGUCAAUUAAUUAAAAUGGUGAAUAACUACGUAGAAAGAAUGAACUGGGAAAAAACAUCGAUUUCUCCAGAAAUACGUAAUUGGAUACGUGCAUUACAACCUGUACAUCGAUGUCGAAAAGAUAUUUUUGAAUCAAUUCUUAUACUAGGACAUGUUAUGAGUCGUCGUUUUAUGGACUUAUUAAGAAAACCAGAACAUGUGGUCAGAGUUGUCCAACAACAUAGUCGAGUGCGUCUAAUAUUCCUUCAUCAUAAUACGCCAAAUGUCAAAGACAAUGUAUGUAAACUGAUUGAAAUAUUGGUCGAAGCUGAAUUUAUAAAAGCAAACUCAUACGGAAAAACUUUAUCAGAUUCAGACUAUGGCUACAAAAUUCAGCGAAUCGAGCAAAAACUGCAACCACCUCUUAAUCCAAGAGAUAUCCAGGUUAUUCAUGAAUGGUCAGUUAAAAUUGCUCAAGCAUCGAUUAAAUUAAAUGCUAAUCCCACUGGAAUCAGAUACCACGUUGAUAAAAAACUAGGAACAGAUCAACAUGUAUUUGGUGUACUUGGACCGAAUCUUGGUCAUUACUAUGGCGAGAUUGUUAUCACUUUUAAGCAAGAAAUUAUGUUUCAUCCGGAUGCCAACUUUUCUAUCCAAGCUGCAACUAAAUUUCAUAGCAGAGCCACUUAUUCACAUCGUCCAUGGACGAGAGAUCCAGGAAAUGAUGGUAAACGGAUAGAACAUUUUCAUAGCUCAAGACUACAUUGUUCUGUUCAUGGUUAUGAAUAUGCAGCAGCUUCAGAAUUAAUUGCGCUAACAGGUGCAGAUCGCAAAUCAAUGAAUGUCAGUAUUGAAGCUAUUCUUGACCGAUGGAUAAAUGUCGAUUCUCAUGAGUUAUUCGAAGCACAUUUGCCACAACUAAUUCCAUUAGAUUAUAUUGAUCGUGUUUAUAUACCAAAAAAUGUCUUUGAAUCCCUUUCACCUGAAGCUCAGCAAUCAGCUAAAGGAGCUUUUAAAGAUUCACUUAUGAUUAGCAUUUAUGAAAGUGAUGAGAUCAAACAAGGCACCACAUUAAAAGAGAUUCUCGACCUUCCAUAUCAAAAAUAUGUGUUUGAACAACAUUGUGAAGCUAUCAGAGAUCAAAUGAAUAAGCCAAAUAUCUCACGUGGUAUAGUCAUUACAGUCGCUGCUUCCGAAUUUGAAGAACAUGUGGUAUCACCAACUACCAUUUCUCAGGCGUAUCAUUUAUAUUAUCUUGACAAACCUCAAUCACAUGGUGGCCAUAAAUUCACUUAUAUUUAUUGGCAAGCAAUGAAUGGUGAUAUGAUGUUAACAGUGGCCAAUGAAAAACUUAUUCCAGGCGAACAGCAAUUCAAUCUUCAAUGCCUUGUUUGUUAUAUUGCAGAAAAACCAUCAACAGUGACUGAAGAAUACCAUGAAGCAUUUUCUUAUUUGAAUGAUGGUUUACCAUUUCAACAUGGUAAUAAUGUCACUACAAAUCGAUAUAAAGCUAAAUCAAAUACAUUCUAUCGAGGUUGUAAUACUGAUGAUUACUUCACUUUUUGUCUCAAAAUCAGUCAUAUGACAGGUCAAGUAACACUUUCCCAUGCUGGACCAAAUAGUAUUUAUAAUCAUGAAAAGAUUGAAUGUCAAUUCAAUACAUCUGAAUUCGAUCUAUCGAAAUUAGAGUUUAUUCAUCUUAGUGCUGGAUCUCAAGAUGUUCCUGUGCGAAAUCUAACGAUUAAUUUUGAAUUAAUACCUGAGUUACAUCCAACAGUUGAUAUGAAUUUCAAAAAAGAUACAUCGAAUUUACUUGAAAAAUAUCUUGUUGCAGCUUCGUAUGUCGAUCAGAAUGCUUUCAAUAAUAAUGGAACAGGAGGAGGGCGACCAAUGCAAGUUAUUCCGCCAACACAACUGAAUACCCCGAGUACGUUACGCAGAGUAGCAGACAUAUUUUUAUGUCGGUGUACGAAUGCAAUUGAGCCAGCACCAUUGAAUGAUGCCCUUCCAACAUUGAAACCUUGUGAAGAUUCUAUAUAUUGUUUACAACAGCGCUCAUCGAUGCAUACUAUACAAUAUUCUCAUCCUUGUGGUUACUCUGAAUUAUGUGUAAGAAAAGCCAAGGAACCUUAUCUUACACAUGAACGUCAUAAUGCUCUUAGAUGUGCGCAAGAUAAAAAUUGUUUAGAAAAACAUGAUCCUGUUCAUCGUGCAAUUUAUCGGCAUACAAAUCUACCUGAUUAUCUUAUUCCAUGUCAUAAACAGGAUAGUUGCGUAGAUAAAUCAGCAGAACAUCGUAUAGAAUAUUUUCAUGGUGAAACCAUACCCAUAAUUAAACGUAAAUCAUAA